Cadophora gregata is the source of this 1278-nucleotide messenger RNA. RefSeq lists its product as uncharacterized. Bases 1 to 1278 code for a protein of 425 amino acids. The transcript is spliced from 3 exons. The record is from RefSeq and is a predicted model, not a curated record. Gene Ontology annotation, cellular component: cytoplasm. Gene Ontology annotation, molecular function: electron-transferring-flavoprotein dehydrogenase activity; flavin adenine dinucleotide binding. Lineage: Eukaryota; Fungi; Ascomycota; Leotiomycetes; Helotiales; Ploettnerulaceae.
AUGACCCCAUCUUCCGACAUUCCCAACUUCAUCAUCCGCUAUCUCCCCGAAAUCCUCGCCUACGCUCUCAAACUCCUUUCCCAACGCAUCCAAGCCGUCAUCCACAGACACACUUACCACUCCUCCCCCUCGCCCAAACACAUCGUCAUAAUCGGCGGGUCCUUCUCCGGACUCUACCUCGCCUUCCAACUCGCUGAGUCUCUCCCCUCAGGCUACAAAGUCGUCCUGGUAGAGCAGAACUCGCAUUUCAAUUAUACGUUCAACUUCCCGCGGUAUUCUGCCGUACAGGGGAGAGAACAGAAUGCUUUCUUGCCUUAUGCGGGACUUUUCGCGAAAAUACCCAACGGGGUAUUCGAGCAGGUGAAAGGGAAAGCUGUGGGGAUUAGAGAUGGGGAAGUCCUGUUGGAGAAUGGUGAUGUGCUGGAGUUUGAGUAUCUGGCUAUUGCUGCAGGUGUUAUGCAGUCGCCUCCUGCUAAGCUGCUCUCGACUGAGAAGGCAGGUGCUUGUAAGGAAUUGCAAAUCUUGCAGAAACGGAUCCAGGAGUCGGAAAAUAUUGCGAUUGUUGGAGCGGGCGCCGUGGGUGUGCAGCUUGCGACUGAUAUCAAGACUUUCUCGCCGAAGAAGAAGGUUACGGUUAUUCAUUCGAGGCAAUGGAUUUUGAGUGGCUUUGGACAGAGGUUGGCUCAGUUUGUGAUGAAGAAGUUGGAUGAUCUUGGGAUUGAGGUUGUGCUGGGGGAGAGACCGGUGCUUCCCAAAGUGACAAAUUGGGAGCCAAUGGAGUUGGAAUUUAAGAAUGGAGAUAAGCGGGAGUUUCAUCUGGUUAUCCCCUGUACAGGACAAACGCCUAACUCAUCAAUAGUCGCCUCCUUCUCGCCAUCGUCCAUCUCACCACUCACUCAGCAUAUCCUCGUUAACAAGAAUCUCCAACUCACCGAUGAUGUCAAACUCGGCACCACCUUCCCCAACAUCUUCGCUCUAGGCGAUGUGGCCGAGACUGGAGGCCCAAAGUUCGCUAGAGCCGGCAGUGCACAGGCAGAGAUCGUAAGAGGGAAUAUUGUGGCGUUGAUUAAGGGAAAAAAGGAUAAGUUGGUGGAAUAUGUGCCGAGUGUGUUGGAGGGCUUAUUGAAGUUGAGUUUGGGGAAGGAUGAAUGUGUUUUGUAUAUGCAGGAUGAGAAGAGGGAUUAUAUGAUCUCCGGGAAAUUGAAGGAUGUUGACUUGGAGGCUGCGAAAGCGUGGAAGAUGUUUGGUGCUGACAUAAAGAAUGCUGCAAAUCUCUAA